UUAAGAAAGAGGGAGGACUCGAGGUGUCUUUACCCAGGUGGGUCAGAGAAGGAUAAUACAUUUCAUCAUGGUGGGGCAUGAUAAUGGACACGGACGUCUUUGUCUGGAUCGAGUCUGGGUUCGACGAUCAGCAGGAAUGCGCAAUUGUAAAGGCAGAGUUGAGUGGAUUGCAGAGACAAGUGGGAGCAUUGGAAGAGAGGUUAGCACGGCUAGAGGAGGCCAGGAGAGGCAAGCGGAAGGUUUCAGAAGGUUUCCCAAGUGAGCCGGAUGACCAGGGUGAAAGAGGAGUGGAGGGGGAUGGUCAAGAGUCACCCCUCUCGAUAGGAGCCCCAAAGAGGCGGGCCGAUGCUCGGGCGAGCGACGAAGACGAAGGAUUUAUUGAAAUAAAGGAGGAGCGGGGUGCUAAUAUGGCCCUGCAUGUUAUUGCGCCGGACCCAGAGAGAGGGCUUGUUAACUUGGAAGCAUCCUCGGCCGCAGGUCGGGGAAGGCAAAAGAGUGGAUGGUGGUCAGAGCAAUGGGUGACGGUGGUAUGCGAUCAUUGGAGAGGGACUGGCCUUAUCCCUCAAGGAAGUAAGGAAAAAGGUGUGAUGGGAAGAAAAGGGGAAAUUGAGUCUCCUAAACCAACAAAGGCUCAGCGAGAGGCGAGGGGUUGGGCCCAGGGAGGUCAGGAUACCGGAGAAGGGCAGUGCUCGCAACAAGAGGUAGUCACUCCGCUAGGAAUGGGAGGCGGAACUGCUCAAAGGGGGCCUUCGGUGGCCGAGCAGACAUUAUAUCGGCGGUUGAUGCCGUACGAUCAGAUAGGUAUAGGGUCUGCGAUUGUGAUAGACUUCUUCAGGGGUUAUCAUGUCUCCGAUUUCCUUGACAAGUUUGAACAGAUAGCAUCCCACUACAAAUGGAACGAGGUGCAAAUGCUGGAAGAGGUCAUGGGGUUUAUCCAUAUAGAGCUGAGGGAUGAAGUUGAUAGAGUGGUUAAAAGAGCGAGGUCAUCAUGGGGGAAAUUUUGUGAUGACAUGAGGCAUAAGUACUGGCUAGGUGAGGAGCACCCGACCAAUAACGAUCCUGAGAUGGUACCCAGGCCUUUGGUAGCCCAAGCCCAGCAAGGGAGACAGUUACAACUAUCGUCGCAACAAGUGCUACAAGGCGGCAGGGCCAACACAAAAGGUCAAAGGCGGACAGUUGGAAGGGUCCGUGGAGAUGGCAGGCGUGGCAAUACGGGCCGUAGAGAUGGCGGGUGUGGCAACACGGGCCAUGGAAAUGGUGGACGCAGCAAUGAAGGUCGUGGGAAUGAUAGGCAAGGCGCCGAGGGUCGCGGUGGGAGCCAGCAAAACCAUAAGUGGGGCUCAAAGAAGAAAGGGGCAUGAUGAUAMCGAAUGAGAUGACCAUUAGAGUGAGCCAGGUGAUUAAGGGUGCGGAGAGGGUAGAUGAGGCGACUAGGGCAGAGAAAGU
Messenger RNA from Chara braunii, 1446 nucleotides. The record is from the annotation of a GenBank genome assembly. NCBI's taxonomy places the organism in Eukaryota, Viridiplantae, Streptophyta, Charophyceae, Charales, Characeae.